Cyprinodon tularosa is the source of this 2436-nucleotide messenger RNA. It is a transcript of the gene hm13, whose product is annotated as histocompatibility (minor) 13. The record is from RefSeq and is a predicted model, not a curated record. Gene Ontology annotation, cellular component: lumenal side of endoplasmic reticulum membrane; cytoplasmic side of endoplasmic reticulum membrane; membrane. Lineage: Eukaryota; Metazoa; Chordata; Actinopteri; Cyprinodontiformes; Cyprinodontidae. Gene Ontology annotation, biological process: membrane protein proteolysis. Gene Ontology annotation, molecular function: aspartic endopeptidase activity, intramembrane cleaving. The transcript has 13 exons. The coding region runs from base 156 to 1379 and encodes 407 amino acids.
CUUCCUGAGGUUCCGGAAACGCGUCAGAGUGAGCCCUCCUGUGCAUCGCCUGCUCUCUGCUUUAGGAAACGUGUCCUUCCUGAGCUCCGGUAGAUGAAGGAGCCUCAUUUCUCGGCCUCGGAACAUCUCCAGCAGAACCUCUGAAUAGACCCGUAAUGGCAGAAGCGGAAGCCGCGCUGAACGCCUCGGACUCUAACGGGACCGAAGCGGUGAACGCCUCGGCUAAGUUCGUGGCCACUCCGGAGGGGACGGCGCUGGCCUACGGCAGCCUGGUGCUCAUGGCCCUGCUGCCCAUCUUCUUCGGAGCCCUGCGCUCCGUCACCUGCUCCAAGUCCAAGGAGCUCGGAGAGAAUUCCUACCAUUCUGGCUUCAGAAAUUCGGCUGAUGCUCCAGAGACCAUCACCAGUCGGGACGCGGCCCGGUUCCCCAUCAUCGCCAGCUGCACCCUGUUUGGACUCUACCUCUUCUUCAAGGUCUUCUCUCAGGAGUACAUCAACCUGCUGCUGUCCGUCUAUUUCUUCGUCCUGGGCGUCCUGGCUCUGUCUCACACCAUGAGCCCGGCCAUGUCCAGAAUCUUCCCGGCAUCCUUCCCCAACAAGCAGUACCAGCUGCUCUUCACCCAGGGCUCUGGAGAGUCCAAAGAAGAAAUUGUGAAUUAUGAGUUCGACACCAAGAACCUGGUGUGUCUGGUGCUCAGCAGCGUGGUGGGGGUCUGGUACCUGCUCAAAAAGCACUGGAUAGCCAAUAACCUGUUUGGGCUGGCGUUCGCGCUGAACGGGGUGGAGCUGCUCCACCUGAACAACGUCAGCACUGGCUGCAUCCUGCUGGGGGGGCUGUUUGUCUACGACGUGUUCUGGGUGUUUGGGACCAACGUCAUGGUAACGGUGGCCAAGUCAUUCGAGGCACCAAUCAAACUGGUGUUCCCUCAGGACCUGCUGGAGAGAGGCCUGGAGGCCAGUAACUUCGCCAUGCUGGGACUGGGAGACAUCGUCAUCCCAGGGAUCUUCAUCGCCCUGCUGCUGCGCUUCGACGUCAGCUUGAAGAAGAACAGCAGGACCUACUUCUACUCCAGCUUCCUGGCCUACAUCUUCGGACUGGGCCUCACCAUCUUCGUCAUGCACACCUUCAAACACGCUCAGCCCGCUCUGCUGUACCUGGUUCCCGCGUGUGUCGGCUUUCCCGUCAUUGUGGCGCUGGCCAAAGGAGAGCUGACGGAGAUGUUCAGCUACGAGUCUUCAGAGGAAGUCCUUCCUGCCUCUCCACGGAUCACUUCCUUCCCGACCGUCAGCGGCUCUCCUGCCAGCCUGGCUUCAUCCAUGGAAACCUUGAAAACCGCCUCCUCCCUGCGUUUCCGUCGUCCUCAGCCUGACUCCAUGUAGACCCCAUCACCUGGGCAGGUACGAGGAGUCUUCUGAGGAGGAGGAGCCUAAAGAGGAAAAAGGGUCAUCAGGAGCUGAGAAGAAAAAGGACCAAUAGGAUCCAUCGCUGCCAUCCCCCAAAUCCCCUCAUUUUACUGAAGCCCCGCCCACUCAUGCUGAAGGCGAGGCUUAUGUUGCCAACGAUUUUGUGUCCAGUCUCCAUGGUUACGGUGCUGCCUGACUUCUCCUCGCCACGGCUGCAGCCAUGAAAACAGGAGCUGCUGAGGGGCGGGACCAAAUGCGUGGGCGGGGCUUGAACCUGGCCUGCUGGGAUGGAGCAGGAAGCAGUAGACGGUGGUGGUUGGAGAGUCUCUGCUUCCUGGUUGAUCUGCUUCUGUUGCUCGCUGUCAUUCUUUCCGCUCAGCUUCACUUUGUUCCUGUAAAAAUGUUUGAAAUCAGUUCAGGUUUUUCUUUGUCGUCGCUUCAGCAGUGAGGGCGUCGGAGCCAGCGCCAUGUUGGACAGGUCUGUUUUAGAGACGGGAUUCAGUAGAACCGUCUCCUCUGGAACAGAACUUCAGCAGGACCAACAAACACCGUUCAGCUCCCAGUUCAUCAGAACCUCCCCCUGUGAUUGGUGGACAGACUGGAGGAGGAGGAUCAGCCCGGCCAAUCAGCAGCCAGGAGCUAAAGAGUGUCUGGUUCUGAUGAAAGGGAGCAUUUAUUGUCCAGUUUCUCACAGUGUCAAAUAAAUUAAAACAUUAAAUUCUGGUCCUGAUGGUCGGGUCCUGAUGGAUCCUGAUGGUCGGGUCGUUUGGUGUCCAUGGAUCGGGUCGUUGAUCUGCAGAGGAGCUCGGACAGUAACGGGUCGGUCCGUGGAGUAACAGGAAACCGAGGAAGAAGGAUGGAUUCCCUGGAACUACAUUUCCCAUGAUGCCCAGCCACUGCUGAACAGACCCAGAUGGUCCUAAAGUUCUGCCUGGGUCCGGUUCUGUUCAGAAACUAGCUGAUGUUUCUCAAAUGUUUUCUUUUUCUGCCCAAACUGUCUGUUUGCAAUAAAGCUCUCGGUGGUUCCGUCUCA